Molecule: messenger RNA, 3493 nt
Organism: Stegodyphus dumicola
Lineage: Eukaryota; Metazoa; Arthropoda; Arachnida; Araneae; Eresidae
Product: PP2C-like domain-containing protein CG9801
Source: RefSeq, a predicted model, not a curated record
CACACCAUGGUGUGUUUUGACGCGGAUGCAGCGCAGUAGCUCCUGCAAGUGAAGAGUAAGGAGUUGUUUGGUACUUCCAAAGAGGAUUUCUAUCGUCGAACAUCUCUGAACAGUGGCGUCGGCUGCGGCAUCGCCAUGCCCACGCUACGAGAAAAAAUCGCAGGAUUAUUAAGGCAGAUACCACCUCACACGGAUAAUUCCAAAAUCGAGAAUCUUCAGGCUGGAGUGUCAUCCCAAGCCGGCUCUACGCCCCAGGAAUCUUUCAUUCAGAAAUAUUUGAAUGGACAACUCAAGCGAAAUCAGCCGGAAAUAAUAUUUGGAAAAUGCUGUUAUGACUUGCCAAUGAAAAAAGUUGCUAAAUUAUCAAAAGUAGUUCUUGCUGCACACACCGGACCAGCGGGAGGUUUAACUCAAGUAAACAGAAAACAGAAACCUUUUGAGUAUCUUGAUUUAGACGUUGACUUUAUAGAUGAAGACUAUGAAGGAAGUUCUGAGAACAUAAACAAGCUGAAUAUUGAAGAAUCAAAUGCUGUUGAGAACAAAGAAAAGAUAAAUGAACAAGCACCUGUUAAUGAAAAAAUCACAUCAGUUGCUCAAGAUUUUCCAGAUGAAAUUGCUGGAAUUAAAAACUGGAAUCAACCAGAUGAAAGAGCCUACGGAACUGCAACAUCUUUAUACGAAAAGCAUCCUGUAACAAAUGCCAAUGCAGGGGAGCCAGUUGCAGACGCUUUUGCUGUUUGUUUGCGUGAAAACAGUGCAGUUCUGGUUCUAGCUGAUGGUGUCAAUUGGGGUGAGAAGUCCUGCCUUGCUGCAAGAUGCGCUGUCCAUGGUUGCAUGGAUUACUUGAACAAUGCGUUGUACAGAGAAGGUGGAAGGAUAGAGACAACUAUGGAUAUAUUCGUCUGUCUUCUCCGUUCAUUUCACGCUGCUCACAAUUUAAUCCUGCAAGAAGAAGGUAACUUAACAACACUUUGUGCAGCUGUUGUCUGCCAGUUAAGGAAUUCUGACAAAUUUAUUGUUUGUACAUGCAAUGUUGGUGACAGCUUAGCAUAUGUUUACAGUCAAAAACAUGGAGUUAGAGAAAUAACUCAAGGUUCCCAUGAUAUUAAUUCCAUGAGAGACAUGCGUGAUGCAUUGGGUGCUUUAGGACCAGUAGAUGGAGUUAAUCCCGAGCUAAAUAAUCUGACUGUUUCGAUGACCAUAGUGGAACAGGGUGAUUACCUCUUUUUAUGCAGUGAUGGAAUUUCUGAUAAUUUUGAUCCUGUUGUUGGGAAAUUUGCAAUUCCCAAAAGGCCAGAAAAAGUUCAUCGCAAAGCUUCUGAUGUCGGAAAACCGGAUUCGUCCAAGCACAGCAAUGGAAGUGUUAAAAGACAAAACAGCAACAGUCAGGAAGUUACUGUGAAAAGACAGAAUAGCAAACUGGAAUCAAUGCUAAGGAGGCAGAGCAACAGUUCUGCAGAUACAGUCAAUAAGCGUUCCAGUGUUGGAGCUCCAGAGCCUUCACUUCCGGUUGUUGAGGCUCAUCAGAGGCAUCAGCUUACACUAUUAAGAAUGGAAGAUCUUUUGAACAAUGGACAAAAUGACAAUGACAAAGCUUGUGAUUCAGCUCAGAAGUUGUGUGAUAUUUUGAUCGAUUUUGCAAUGAAGUUAACUGUUGCAAAACGUAAAAUUCUAGAAGAUCCUGAAUUAUAUCAGAAUGGUGAGCCUGAUUCUCAGCAAGAACAGAGAUCUCGUCGAAGAAAGGUAGGAGACAAGUUGUGUACUGUACCCGGAAAAUUAGAUCAUGCUUCUGUUGUUGCUUGCCGUAUUGGAAACUAUAAACCUCAUUCACCAGUAAGAAGAAACAGGGAUUCCAGUAAAUCACACUCAAAAUCACCUGUUGCAUCAAGCAACAAAUCCAAGUCUUCUGGACAUCAUCACCAUCACAGCCGUCACCACCACCACCAUCAUCAUCAAUCGAAUGUGGCUAAUAACAACAAUAAUAAUAUUAAUGCAAAAGUUUCUAGAGGUAUGAAAACUGAGGAUCAUGCUCAACAUUUUGAAUCCAGUAUUUAAACAAGUAGACUAGAUUUAAAUAUUUCUUUUCACUGCCGCCCUAUCUCUUUUUGUUUCGUUCCAUAUACAGUGAUCUCAGUAUGGACAAUAUACAUCCAUAUGUGAUGAUUAAUAUUUUGAAUGGUAUUUAGUCAUGUGAUCUGUGGACAAUUUGAACUUAACCAUAUUUUUUUUUAUCUCUAUAGAAUACUUUCAGAACAUUUAGAGAUAUUCGUGCUUAUUUGUGGAGCAGGGAUUCCACAUGGAUACAUUUGGGUAGCUUUCAAAAGAUAAAACCAUUCCUGUUGUAUCUUUUUUAUGUAAAUGCUAACCAUAUAUAUUAUUCUACUUCAUACAAUCUGUAUUAGCUAAAAUAUAUUUAUUAUAGUUAUCAUUCCUUAUUGAUUGCAUGAUACUAUGUAAAACUGUACGAUAAAAUUUCAGUGGCAUUCUCUUUUAUAGUUUUUAUUUUUUCUAUGUAACUUAUUAGUUUUUAUCAUUUUCAACUUUUUUAGACUUCUGCAUAUUUCAUGAGAGUGUUAUUUUUAUCAUAAUUUAUUAAUAGAUUAUAAAGGAAAAAACUAGAACUUUCAUUAACUUAGCUAAAUUUUUCAAUAAUAAAUAAAUAUAUUUAUUAUUAUCCUACUACAUAGAAAAAUCCAGCAUUUUUAUGCAUAUGAAUGAAAUGCUGUAUGUUAAAAAGUUAGUAAAAAAAAUAGUAUCUUUGAUAUGUAAUUUAUUGUAGCAGUUACUCUAAAAAUAUAUUUAACUACAUUUUGCUUAAUAAACUGAAAAUUCAAAAUGUGUCAAUGAAAGUAAAAAAUGUAUGAAGGAAUUGAAUUUAAGAAUACAGAUGAUCUAUAUGGCACCCAAUUCAAUGCUAAUGAAUUUCUUGCUAAUAAAAUUUACAUCAGGUUUCAAAAACUUAAUAAAUAGACUAUGAAUAUGUUGUAGUGAAAUGUAUUCUAAACCCAAGAUAUUACUUUUCACUUAUGCUUAUUUAGCUCUCUCAUCUGCAUUAAAUUUUAUUAGAGUAACUAAUUACAACUAACAUGGAGAGGUUAAUAGUAUUGUAAUGAUUAAAUGCAGAAUGUUACUUAAACUUGAAUCUGCUGCAAGAUACUGAACCUGAAUCUUUAGCGAUAGAUAAUUUUUAAUGUAUGAAAUAUAAGCUGACCUUAAAUAUUUUUGUUUCAUGUAAGCCCAUGAAAUAAAAAUUGCAGUAAAGAUUUUCUCUGUGUAAAUAUUUAAGUUGAAUGUGUUUUAUUUUUAUGUUGACGUAGUAAGUGCAUGCAUACUUACCAAUAAGCAGUAUGCUGUUGCAUAUUGUGAACUUUUUUGGUAUAAAGAACAAACAGAACACAUUUAAAAUGAUGUAAGUGCAAAUAGUAAAUGAAUAUACAAUAAAUAUUCAUAUGUAUGCAUAUUAAAUAAUAUACAUACAAGUGAAAAAAACUUA